Molecule: messenger RNA, 3053 nt
Organism: Cryptomeria japonica (Japanese cedar)
Lineage: Eukaryota; Viridiplantae; Streptophyta; Pinopsida; Cupressales; Cupressaceae
Product: exocyst complex component EXO70B1
Exons: 1
Coding region: 616-2619 (667 amino acids)
Biological process (GO): exocytosis
Cellular component (GO): exocyst
Molecular function (GO): phosphatidylinositol-4,5-bisphosphate binding
Source: RefSeq, a predicted model, not a curated record
CAAAGGUACACAUUGUUUGGUAUUUUGUCUAUUUAUAGAUUCUCUGGUGUGGGUUGAAGUUCAAGUAGGAUUUGUCUUCUUUUCAUGGCGUUUUCUCUUUAACUCUGCUUAGAUUAGACCCAUUGUGAUGAAUACCCAUGAUUGCUGAAAUCUAGCUCAAUUCUGGAUAUGUAUGAUUGUAGAAAGCCCUUGUAAUGAAAACUGCUGUGUUACUACUCUUGGUGGAAAAUAUUACUAAAAAUGGCUUCUCCAAUAGCUGGGUGUGUUGCUUUAAUGUAUUGAUUAUUUAAGUCUAUAGGGUCGUUGAAACUGCCGCACCCUGUGUGGGCUAUAUUGUGUGAGCGUUAGUGGAAGGGUAACCGAAAUGAGGCAUGUAGUGUGUCAGCAUUAGCAGAAGGGUAACCAGAAUUGUGUAUAUGGUCUAUAAACAUUAGCAGAAGGGAAACCAGCAAUAGGUUAUUCUUUGUGUAAGCAUUAGCAGAAGGGAAAUCAGAAUGGGGUAUGCAGUGUGUAAAUUUGAGUGGAAGGGAAACUAGCAUAGUGGUUGUAGUUUAUAGUUAACUAUAAACAUUAGUGAAGAGAAAAAUCAAGUAUUGGGUAUAGUGUGUACAAAAAAUGGCUUCUGAUGAUGGGGAAGAGAAAGUGAUUGCCACCGCUCAUCACAUUGUCAAGACACUCUGCACUACAGAUAGCAUGACUGAAGACAUGAUUCAUAUUUUCUCCAAGUUUGAUCAUCGUUUCUCAAACAUGGGUGAGAAUUUCUCAAGGAGAAAUGCACAGUCUUGCACCUCCGAAGGCCUGCAAGAGGUAUUGAAUUUGUUGGAGGAGAGGAUAAUGAGAUGGGACACACCCACCUCCAAAUCUGACAGAGGGCAAAUGAUGAUUUGGGGAGGUGAAGGAGGAGAAUCCUUUUUGUAUCUUGAGGCAGUAGAUCGUGUGCAGAGGAUAAUCAAAUCAUUAAGUAUGGUCCCAGAUGAUGAGAAAGAUUUUGUUUCAUUGGAUCGGGCGCAGAACAUCCUUCAGCAGGCCAUGGCUCGUUUGGAGGAAGAGUUUAGGGUGAUUUUAGAAAAGUAUAGCGAGUCAGUUGAUCCUGAUUGGCUUUUUGAUCCCAUUUCUCAGCCUUGUUUGAGUACCUCAAUCAAUGAUGAUAAUGCUUCUCACACAUCUGCUGAGGAUGAAGGAGAUGAAGAUGAUGUACCCAUUGCUCAGCCAGUAGCUGAUUUGAAUUUCACUAUUGAUAUGCUGCCUUUGGAGGUUGUUCUUGAUCUUAAUGAUAUUGCUAAGCAUAUGGUGGAUGCAGGGUACGUGGCAGAGUGCUGCCAAGUUUAUGGCAGCAUUAGAAGGGCAUUUCUUGAGGAAAGUAUUGCUAGACUGGGUUUUGAAAAGCACAUUAUAGGACAAGUAGACAAGAUGCAAUGGGAAAAUCUUGAGGUCAAUAUCUCAAGAUGGAUACAGGUUAUGAAAGUAGCCAUACAUGUUUUUUUUAGGAGUGAGUCUAAACUCUGUGAGAGAGUCUUUGCCGGUCUACCUUCUGUUUCGGAUGCUUGCUUUAUAGAGCUUUCCAGAGGAACGCUUCUUGAGCUUCUGAACUUUGCAGAAGCUGUUGCAGUCAGUCGCAGGUCUCCCGAAAAACUUUUUAAAUUGUUGGACAUGUAUGAAACUUUGCGUGACCUUCUUUCUGAAAUAAUUGCUGUAUUUUCUGGUGAAGCUUGUUCUGAGAUAAGAUCAGAAGCAUCUGCAGUUUGGUUACAAUUAUCAGAAGCGGCAUGGGGAAUGUUUGUGGAAUUUGAGAAUGCAAUCCAACGAGAUUCGGCAAAAAUUCCUGUACCUGGAGGUGCCUUGCAUCCUCUUACACGUUAUGUAAUGAAUUACAUGAGGUUUACAUGUGAUUAUAAAGAGACUCUUGAGCAGAUUAUGGGAGAUGGCAGGGUUGAAGAUCCUAGAAUGCCUGAUCGUUCUUCCAGUCUUUCCCCUGAUGAUUGCAAGAACAGUGGGGAUGAGUUGUCACCGUGGUCCAUCCAAAUCAUUUGGAUUAUUGAACUUCUAGAUGACAAUCUAGAUGCAAAGUCUAAAUUGUACAAGGAUCCUUCUCUUAGUUACUUGUUUUUGAUGAACAAUGGCCGAUACAUUGUGCAAAAAGUCAAGGAUUCAGAAAUCGGUUGUUUAGUUGGUGAUGACUGGGUGCGGAAGCAUGCAACCAAAGUUCGACAAUAUCACAAAAAUUACCAAAGGACUGCCUGGGGUAAAGUCCUUUCUUGUUUAAAAGACGAGGGGAUAUAUGUCAGCGGAAAUUUAUCUAGCACUAGCAGUGUUUCCAAGGCAGUGCUGAAAGAAAGGUUCAAAAAUUUCAACGACUUGUUUGAACAAAUUCAUAAAGUACAGUCUUCUUGGACUGUUGCAGAUGAUCAACUUCAAACUGAGUUACGUAUUUCCAUUGCUGAGAUGGUAAUUCCAGCUUAUCGCUCUUUUUUAGGUAGAUUCCGACAGUUCUUGGAAAAUGGCAAACAUUCAGAGAAGUAUAUAAAGUACACUCCAGAAGAUUUGGAGAUCUAUAUUAAUGAAUUAUUUGACGGGAUUUCUGGUUCCAUGGGUAGAAGCAAAGCUUUGGCAAAUAACUGAUGUGUGCCUGGCUUUGUUCAGUUAUAUGGUUAACAGUUAGUUAAGUUGUUUGGACCAUUCAAAAUAUUUGUGACAGUUUUCUAUUUCUACUUAGAUUGUUGGAUACAGGACACACCUUUAAGAUUAUACAUUGCUGUCCAUAUGCAAAUCUUUGCAAUCAAAAUCAACAAAGAGUUCUACGCUUCACUUAAUCUUCAUCACCCUUUUUUUGCAAUGAUGAGUGUACUAAGUGAUCAAGCAAAGAUGCUUCUCUCUGUAAAAUAUUUCCACUGUUAAAUCAUACUGUACUUCAGGUUCCAUUGUCAAGCUAUUAAAUUUAGGAGACAGAUAGAAUAAUUGGAUUUAAGGUCUUAGACUAAACAUGCAAAUUGAUGUUACUGAUGAUGUAAUGGGUUUUGAAUGACAAGAGAUAUUUAUUUUCUCAAUUUAUAUAA